Molecule: messenger RNA, 2415 nt
Organism: Penicillium concentricum
Lineage: Eukaryota; Fungi; Ascomycota; Eurotiomycetes; Eurotiales; Aspergillaceae
Product: putative phospholipase A2 (PlaA)
Exons: 1
Coding region: 1-2415 (804 amino acids)
Biological process (GO): glycerophospholipid catabolic process
Cellular component (GO): cytosol
Molecular function (GO): A2-type glycerophospholipase activity
Source: RefSeq, a predicted model, not a curated record
AUGCAGCAGGCCUCUUACCUUGCCUUCAACUCCCCGUCUACGAUGUGCGCUGCAAGGGUCACUCGUCUGAAAUGGACGGUACCCCCGGCUGCCCUAGCUGCAUACACUGCGGGGGAAUUGUCCCACCCCAGAAAAUCAAGAGCUCAAUUCACUACUUCUCAAACACGAAACAGCAAUGACUCGGAGUCUAAUAAUUCCAAUGCGGGUUCAGAUGGUGGUGAGGAUGCCAAGGACCAUGGAUCCAUCUGGAACAAGCUUGAUGGGGUUAAGCAAACUGUUACCUCCGGCGAGUGGGCAGAUGUGGGACACAUCACAGACUACAUUAUCCCGGACUGGACAAAAUUUCUACCAGCUACUGCCCAAAAGCUCCAACGAGAGCUCUCACUAUCGCCAGGCUCAUUAGCAGACGAUAUCUGGAAGGAGGCGCACGAUCCCCAUAUCAACCCUGAGAUUCUCCGUGAUGCCGAGGUACGAGUAAGUGGGGAUCUUUGCGACGAAGAACAGACAUUUAGGCGGCAGCGACAACGGAAGGUGGUCAAAGCAUUGUCAUCUUAUCUCAACAUACCCGAGGAGGACAUCCACCCCGAAGAUGUACCAGUCAUUGCGAUAUGUGGCUCGGGAGGUGGUCUGCGCGCUCUAGUUGCAGGAACUGGAUCGUACCUGGCAGCACAGGAAGCAGGGCUGUGGGACUGUAUUACCUACACAGCUGGUGUCAGUGGCAGCUGCUGGCUGCAGACCCUCUAUCAUUCGUCCAUUGCGCAGCGAGACUUCGACAAGCUCGUCGACCAUUUGAAGAAUCGUCUUGGUGUUCACUUUGCAUUCCCGCCGGAAGCUCUCAAUCUCCUCACUACUGCUCCAACAAACAAAUACCUUCUCAGUGGCUUUGUGGAAAAGCUGAAAGGCGACCCUGGAGCGGACUUCGGCUUGGUAGAUAUUUACGGAUUGCUGCUCGCAGCGAGACUGUUGGUCCCGCGAGGAGAACUGGGAGUUUCCGAUAUGGAUUUCAAGUUGUCGAACCAGCGAGCCAAUUUGGUAAAUGGGGCUCAUCCACUUCCCAUCUACACGGCCGUGCGACAUGAGAUUCCUGUUGAUGCUCUCAACCACUCAAACGACCAGGGCAAGAAGCAGCCAACGCCUGAACAGUUGGUGAAAGAGUCGCAAAGUGAAGCAUGGUUCCAGUGGUUUGAGUUCACCCCCUACGAAUUCUUUUGUGAAGAACUCAAUGCCGGUAUUCCCACCUGGGCUUUGGGACGUCAUUUCAACGCGGGCCGCUCCGAGAUUUCCGCUGACAACCUCCCCAUCCCGGAGUUGAGAGUUCCCAAUCUCAUGGGUGUCUGGGGUAGCGCUUUUUGUGCGACUUUGUCUCACUAUUACAAGGAGAUCCGGCCUCUGGUCAGAGGCCUGGCUGGAUUUAGUGGAAUCGAUUCUAUCAUCCAAGGAAAGAACCAAGAUUUGAUCAAGGUACAUCCCAUCGACCCUGCGGGUAUACCCAACUACGUCAUGGGCAUGAAAGAUCAGCUGGCCGAUUCUUGUCCAGAGUCGAUCUUCCGAAAUCCCCACCUGCGUCUUAUGGAUGCGGGAAUGAGCAACAACCUGCCAAUCUACCCACUCAUUCGACCUGGGCGCGAUGUCGAUGUAAUUGUCGCGUUUGAUGCCUCUGCAGAUGUCAAACAGGAGAAUUGGCUUUCUGUGGUCGAUGGAUACGCCAGACAACGUGGUGUGAAGGGUUGGCCCGUUGGUGCCGGAUGGCCUAAAAAUUCGAGCCUCAAGGAGACCGAGGAGGCCCUGCGCGAACCAGAGCACAUCACUGAGGAGCAAUUAACAAAGAAACUCGCCGAGGCCAAGAACAAGUCUGGAAAUCAGCCCGCUGAUCAAAAACCAAAGUCCGGCACAGACCUGGGCUAUUGCAACGUUUGGGUCGGCACCACGGAAGAGCGAACCUCGGACGAUGAGCCUCCACCAUCCAAACGCCUCUUUGAUUCUUCCCACAGCGAAGACCACUCUGAAUCCGAGUUUCACCUCAUGCGCCCAGAUGCCGGUAUCGCGGUCAUCUACUUCCCUUUGAUUCCCAAUCCUUCCGCACCAGACAUCCCUCUUAAGCCUAAAACUCGUCCGCGUGCAGCUGCUCAGUCCAUGCGACAGGAUAGCUCUCAAACCAAAGACCCGGAACUUCCCCUUGCUCCACAACCCAACUCGAUCGAUCCUGCAGUUGAUGAUUUCCUAUCGACUUGGAACUUCAUCUAUACGCCUGAGCAGAUUGAUUCCGUAGUUGGUCUUGCGAAGGCAAACUUUGCUGAGGGUGAAGAACAGACUCGCCGUGUUGUCCGUGCUGUCUAUGAGCGCAAGAAAUCCGAUCGACUGGAGAAGGAGGCGACAGAGCAUCGGAAGAAGAUGGAAGGCUUUGUGCCUCUAUGA